ACUCUCCUUCCCGAAGGUCGACCGGGGUCGCCACAUUCCACUCACAAACUCGCGGACCUCGAGCCUAUCACUAUAGAAGACGUGGGCAAGCGUGGAUGCAGCGUGGAUGUCAUGCGGCCUAUAAUUCAACUCUCCAGGCUGAGGCAAGGCGUGCGGAGGCUCUCGACCUCGCCAUCUACUGGCGUGCUAUCGACCACGCACAAAGGUGUCGCCUUCGAGAAACGCUCUCUUGCUCUCCUUGAGGAACACCUCAGCAUGUCGCUUCGGCGUAUAGGCGGCAAGGACGACGGCGGGAUUGACCUGCUCGGCUGGUGGUGGCUUCCUGCACUUUCUCCUCGUCAAGGGGGCGUGACGGAGUCUGCUUCGAGCCUGUCUCAGCAGCUGAACAAGGUGGCAUCCGCCGAGCGGCGGCGUAUCCGCGUCAUCGCUCAAUGCAAGGACGAACAGAAGAAGGUCGGCCCGAAGUAUGUUCGCGAGCUUGAAGGAGUGUUGUAUCGGUACGUGGCAGGCGUUCACGCGGCCGGGAACGAUGCCUCGCCAACGGAGCGACCGGACGCGAAAGGCGAAGACGACUGCUCGCAAGAAGCGCUUGAUGCAGUGGUCGGCUUGUUGAUCUCCUCUGCUCCCUUCACGAAAGCCACGAUGCUCCGAGCAAACUCUUCGACCAUGCCCCUCAUGCUGCUGCACGUCCCUCCUGCUUCCUCAAGUGCGGAUACUGUGCAGAGCGUCACUGGGCCCGACCCGGCAUUGCAGGAUGGAGAGCAGCAACUGGCCGACCCGUCUGAGCACCUCCGUGGCUAUGGUACCCUAGGAUCUCUUGUCUUCAACGCAGCUCUAGCUAGCGGGCUCCUUCGUAAUCAGCUUCAGCCCCGCUGGGAACACCCACUGGGCAGUGAUCUGGGUGGGCGUCCAGGGCUAUGGUUCAACGGACAGCGUGUGCGCAGCUGGACGCCCGAACGCAACCUCAACUAAGCGAUGCGCUGUCGCUCGGGAGUAUAUUGUGUAGCUUGUAUAGCCCUUCUGCCUUCUGGGAUGCGCAUAAGAGCUGAGUGUCAAGAUGGAUGGAUGACCGUGGGGGAUAGCCGUUGUUGC
Messenger RNA from Rhodofomes roseus, 1092 nucleotides. RefSeq lists its product as uncharacterized. Gene Ontology annotation, cellular component: mitochondrion. The record is from RefSeq and is a predicted model, not a curated record. The transcript has 2 exons. Bases 112 to 972 code for a protein of 286 amino acids. Lineage: Eukaryota; Fungi; Basidiomycota; Agaricomycetes; Polyporales; Fomitopsidaceae.